ACCAGGAGGCGGAGCCGUCGAGGGCACUUUGGCCCGGAUGUCCGGGCGAGGUGGCUUGCUCUGCUAAUCCGCGAGCCUCUCCAAGGAAACCUACAAGCUGCUGAUGGCUGUCGAUAUUCAACCAGCAUGCCUUGGACUUUACUGUGGGAAGACCCUGUUAUUUAAAAAUGGCUCAACUGAAAUAUAUGGAGAAUGUGGGGUGUGUCCAAGAGGGCAGAGAACAAAUGCACAGAAAUACUGUCAGCCUUGCACAGAGUCUCCAGAACUUUAUGAUUGGCUCUAUCUUGGCUUUAUGGCUAUGCUUCCUCUCGUUUUACAUUGGUUCUUCAUUGAAUGGUACUCAGGGAAAAAGAGUUCCAGUGCCCUUUUCCAGCACAUUACUGCAUUGUUUGAAUGCACUAUGGCAGCUAUCAUCACCUUACUUGUGAGCGAGCCAGUUGGUGUGCUUUAUAUCCGUUCCUGUCGAGUGUUGAUGCUUUCUGAUUGGUACACCAUGCUUUACAACCCUAGUCCAGAUUACGUGACCACAGUGCACUGCACUCAUGAAGCUGUCUACCCAUUAUACACCAUUGUAUUUAUCUAUUAUGCAUUCUGCUUGGUAUUAAUGAUGCUGCUCCGACCUCUUCUGGUGAAAAAGAUUGCCUGUGGGUUAGGAAAGUCGGAUCGAUUUAAAAGUAUUUAUGCUGCACUUUACUUCUUCCCAAUUUUAACUGUGCUUCAGGCAGUUGGUGGAGGCCUUUUAUACUAUGCCUUCCCAUACAUUAUAUUAGUAUUAUCUCUGGUCACUCUGGCUGUGUACAUGUCGGCUUCUGAAAUAGAGAACUGCUAUGAUCUUCUGGUCAGAAAGAAAAGACUCAUUGUUCUGUUCAGCCACUGGCUGCUCCAUGCCUAUGGGAUCAUCUCCAUUUCCAGAGUGGAUAAACUCGAGCAAGAUUUACCCCUUUUGGCAUUGGUACCCACACCAGCCCUUUUUUACUUGUUCACUGCAAAAUUUACCGAGCCUUCACGGAUACUCUCAGAAGGAGCCAACGGACACUGAAUGUAAAAUGCCAAAAAAGCCUAAGAAGUGUUCUUAAUUUUAAAAAAAGAGUAAAAAAAUGUAUUAGUACUCUUCUGUCAUACAAGGGAAUAUGAUUGUCAGUACAUCUGAUGUUUUGGGGAGUUUGUUGUUUGUUUUCUUUUUUCAAUUUAACAGAAUUUAUCAUUUCAAGGAAAAUGCAAAAUACCAUAAUUCUCCAUUAUGUAGUAUAACACACUGUAUACUUAACAGUACUCCGUUAUAUUCCACUGGAGGCCUAUUAGGAAGCACUUACCUCUUGCAACAAUUCAGCUCUUCUUUAGAGCAAAAUCAUGUUUCUGUGUACCUAGCAAUGCGUGAUGUUCCUAUUGUUAUUAAGAAAAUCUAUUAACAAGUACAAUCUGAAGUCCUGAACGUUGGCAUAAUUGUGCAUGCCUGCUGCGUUCCCCUUUGAUUUUCAAAUACACUGAAUUAUAAAGUCAAGCGUAUUUGUGGGGCCGGAUAACAAACACAACAUACUUCAUUUCUAUGUUUGCUAUCUAUUUAUUUUCACCAAUACAGUAUUUUGAUCUAUUACAAAAAUAGAGCAUAAUUUAUAUAACAGGUCUUUUGUUUUUAGGUAGUUUGGUUGAAGAUAUCCUCAGGUUAUUCCUGUUCCUGGAAAGAAAAACAGUAAUAAAAAGCUUAAUUACAAAAAAAAUCUCAAAUGUCUGGCAUCUAGUUGUAUUUGCCACACUAGUUGUGGAAAGAAUUCAAAAUGUUAAGUGUCUCUUUCCUAAAUGAAUAAACAUGAAUAUUUAUAUACUUCCUCA
Molecule: messenger RNA, 1830 nt
Organism: Capra hircus (goat)
Lineage: Eukaryota; Metazoa; Chordata; Mammalia; Artiodactyla; Bovidae
Gene: JKAMP
Product: JNK1/MAPK8-associated membrane protein
Exons: 7
Coding region: 104-1039 (311 amino acids)
Biological process (GO): response to unfolded protein
Cellular component (GO): membrane
Molecular function (GO): ubiquitin protein ligase binding
Source: RefSeq, a predicted model, not a curated record